GUGUGUUACUUGUCAUUCAGACAUCCCAGGAAUUCAACACGACUAGCAACUAGCAACCUGCUCGCCACAACCAGGACAUUGUGAGACUAAUUCGCGUGUUCUCGUCGCCGAUUAGACGUCGAGUAAAGGUUUGUGUCGUCGAAGCGGGACGAGCGUCGAGGGAAGCGGUCGUCUACAGACACGGGAGGAUGCCAGUGUGAAAUCCAACCGUGGACAGACUGAGUGACAGCCUCUUCAUCCGCUUCGUUGUCGUCAUACAUGCUUUUACAUGAAGAGAGGGGAGAAACCCGAAGGAUACAGACAGAUGAGGCCCAAAACGUUCCCCGCGAGCAACUACAGUGGCAACAGCCAGCAAAUGCUGCAGGAAAUAAGGAAUAGCCUGCGCAACUUGCCCAAACCUUCAGACCCACCUAAAAUGGACACAAGUGGAGCUGGGAAAGGGCUUUCAGAGGAUCCAAGGCAACAAUGGCGCUGCAGCAACCCUAAAAACCCACACCAUAAGGCCCUGCAGGAGAUCCGGAAAUCCCUCAUGCCUUUUGCAAAUGAGCCCAACACUUCAGGGCCUGAGCUGAACAAACACAUGUCGCUGGAAGGCCCGUGUGCUGGGUUUGAGGAGCCCAACUGCCGCAGUCUGGGGGUGCCUUUAGACUACAUGGGUAAGGUGACGUACCAGGACUCGAUGAGGGAACAGAUGGCUGUCAACAACCCCAACACGACAGGCCUGAAAGCCCCAGGUGCUUCCCAUAUGCAACAGUCUGUGCUGAGGAGGCCGAGCUGGAAAGGCUCUAAGGAGUCGUUGGCCCCUCGACAUGGUCCUAUGAUGGUAGAUGGUAUGAUGUACCGCUCUGACAGCCCCGGACCUCCUGCUGCCUUCCCGCAGGGUCACCCUGCUAACAACCAGAGAGGCAACCCUCCACCAAAUCGCGGGGCCAUGCCUGGGACAACGUCCUGGGACAGCAACCCAUCAACCAAGCGAUACUCUGGGAACAUGGAUUACCUGGUGCCUCGGAUCUCUCCAGUGCCUCAGGGGGCCUGGCCUGAUGGAUAUCCAGCUGCAGCAUCUCAGAACCAGCGUGGGAUGAGUCCAGUGUCUGUGGGCCACCAGCCCAUCAUAAUGCAAAGUUCUGGAGGUAGUAAGUUCAACUUUCCCUCCAGCUGGUCUCAGAAUGGCUCCCCACAGCCAGACUACAUGGCUGGCAGCAGCCGACAGCCGCCUCCACCAUAUCCGGUCAACCAGAGCAGCCGGCACAGUCCUACAGACCAGCAGUUACAGACAGGCGGACCUUCAUCUUCUCCCUCUUAUGUCAAUGGUGGAAACAUCCCUCAGUCCAUGUUGGUACCCAACCGCAACAGUCACAACCUUGACUUGUGCAACUUAGGCCCUCCUCAGUCCUGGUCCCAACCGCCUCUGGUCUCUAACCAACCACAGUCGUCGUCCGGCAACAGCAGCAACCAGGAUCUGUCCCCGUCAUGGCAGCACAACAAGCCGGUCCACUCCAACUCCUUCAACAGCCACCAGCUGAACGGCAGAGCGCCUCAUCCGUCCAGCUCCCAACCCUCCGCCACCACGGUCACCGCCAUCACCCAGGCUCCCAUCCUGCAGCCAGUCAAGAGCAUCCGCGUUCACAAACCUGAGCUACACACCGCCGUUGCCCCCACACACCCGCCAUGGCUGCAGCAGGCUCCACCCCCUGCAGCUGCGCCUGCCUAUCCAGAACCUCCAGCUCCUGUCUCUCAGAUCCCUGUAGUAGCAGAAGUACCCAGCUACCAGGGUCCUCCCCCGCCUUACCCCAAACACCUCCUCCAGCAGGCUGCAGCACCCUUCCCUCCUGCGUACGAUCCAGGCGUGAAUAAGCUCAGCUCAGGAAGGGACGACCCCAUGGAGGAGGAGGGCUGCAGCAGCAGCAGCGGAGGUGGUGAUGGUUCCAGAGACAAGGCGGCAGAAAACCCUAAAAGUUCUACACCGACAGAGAAGGAGAAGAAACAGAUCACGACAUCGCCCGUUCCCGUGCGCCGUAACAAGAAAGACGAGGAGAGGAGGGGAGAGUCCGGCAGAGUGGCUCUGUACUCGCCUCAGGCCUUCAAGUUCUUCAUGGAGCAGCACGUGGAGAACAUCCUGAAGAACCAUCAGAUGCGGAUAAGGAGAAGGAAGCAGCUGGAAAGUGAGAUGCAAAGGGUGGGUUUGUCUCCAGAAGCCCAGGAGCAGAUGCGCAUGAUGCUCUGUCAGAAAGAGUCCAAUUACAUCCGGCUAAAGAGGGCAAAGAUGGACAAGUCCAUGUUCAAACGGAUCAAGACCCUGGGCAUUGGCGCUUUCGGCGAGGUGUGUUUGGCCAGAAAAGAGGACACGGGCGCGCUGUACGCCAUGAAAACGCUCCGUAAGAAGGACGUGCUGCUGAGGAACCAGGUGGCCCACGUGAAAGCGGAGAGGGACAUCCUGGCUGAAGCCGACAACGAGUGGGUGGUGCGCCUCUACUACUCCUUCCAAGACAAGGACAACCUGUACUUUGUCAUGGAGUACAUCCCGGGAGGAGACAUGAUGAGCCUCCUCAUCCGGCUCGGCAUCUUCAAAGAGGAGCUGGCUCAGUUUUACAUCGCAGAGCUCACCUGCGCCGUGGAGAGCGUCCACAGGAUGGGCUUCAUCCACCGGGACAUCAAACCUGACAACAUCCUCAUCGACAGAGACGGACACAUAAAGCUGACCGACUUUGGACUUUGUACCGGCUUCCGUUGGACACAUGACUCCAAGUAUUACCAGAGUGGAGACCAUGUGAGGCAGGACAGCAUGGACUUCAGCAAGGAGUGGGAAGACCCGGCUAACUGCCGCUGCACCGACCGCCUCAAGCCACUGGAGAGGAGGAAGGCCCGUCAGCACCAGCGCUGUCUGGCCCACUCACUCGUGGGGACGCCCAACUACAUCGCACCUGAAGUGCUGCUCCGAACAGGUUACACUCAGCUGUGUGACUGGUGGAGCGUCGGCGUCAUCCUGUAUGAAAUGGUCGUCGGGCAGCCUCCUUUCUUGGCGACCACGCCUCUGGAGACGCAGCUGAAGGUCAUAAACUGGAAGAGCUCGCUGCACAUUCCCCCUCCGGCCAAGCUCAGCCCCGAGGCGUCGGAUCUCAUCGUCAAGCUGUGCCGCGGCCCCGAGGACCGGCUCGGCAAGAACGGCACGGACGAGAUCAAGGCCCACCCCUUCUUCAGGGCCAUCGACUUCUCCAGCGACCUGCGGCAGCAAGCGGCGCCGUACGUCCCCACCAUCGCCCACUCCACGGACACGUCCAACUUCGACCCCGUGGACCCGGACAAGCUGUGGAGCAGCGAGAGCGACGGCGAGGACGACCUCAACGACACGCUCAGCUGCUGGUUCCGCAACGGCAAGCACCCGGAGCACGCCUUCUACGAGUUCACCUUCCGCCGCUUCUUCGACGACAACGGCCACCCGUACAGCUGCCCCAAGCCCAUUGAGUACGAGGAGGGCGACGAGGACGAGGCCGAGGCGGAGGGCGCGGCGCCGGAGGCGGCCGGGAGCUCUGCCUCCCAGGGCCGAGACCUGGUUUAUGUGUAGAACCUGAGCUCACGGGGGGCGCGUGUGCGCGCGUGUUUGUGUGUGUGUGUACAUACUGAGUGUGAGAGUGCGUGUGAGUGGAGGGGGUUACAACAGAACAGCAUUUAUAAAAAAACAUAAGUCUGAGUUAGGGCUGAAAACCACGCUUAUUUUUGUCGGAAAAGGUUGAAAAAACUUCAAAAUAAUGAAACUGUUUGAAGGAUUUCCUUGUUUUUUUCCAUGGAAGACACUACAAGUUUUGUGGAAAACGCACACAUUUUCCAUCUCGCUGGGAGUGAAAUGAGAGGAACGCGAGCAUUUAGUUUUUUUUUUUCAGUGUUUGUACGAUAAAUAUGAAGCAGGUUUUUAUCUUCGCUUAAGACGGCAAACAAACGUGACGCUUGUGGAAAAGGUCACAGAAUGUGUCAGUCGUCGCCUAAAGGUUUAAUCUGACUGCAGCUAAGGAUUAUUUACAGUGUACGACGUUUGCUUUGUUUAUGUGAAGGCACACUUUAUUGUUUUUAAAGAUGUUAUAGAAGCUGCGAUGUAUCGUAUGAGCAAUAGUCUAACCCAAACCAGAAGUUCUUAAAAUGUUCUUUCUCCGGUGAGGAAAAAAAAAGUUUUCCUUGGAACAAUUGUUUAAAUAUUCUUAAUUGGGUCUCAUUCACUUAUUUCAGUUAGAAAGAAAUGUAUGAACCAGCUCAGAUUACAAGAUUAAACCUGUAUUUACUAUUCCUCCUAAUCUGAAAGCCUUGGAAAAAAAGUACAAAAACUAAACUUAAAAGCACUGACUUUUCGUGUUUUACAUUAUCUUGAAAGAAAAACUUCAUAUUGUCACGUUGAACAAGGUUUAACCAGCUGUUUUGUGACCUGAAUUAUCAUCAGUGAGUCAUUUUUGUAAUUGAACAGGAUGGAAAAAUUAAAGAAGAGGUGAUUUAUGUUCAGUGUGGAACAGAAAACGUUUGGAUUUCAGGGUAAAAUUGGCGUUUGUGCAGUUGUGAGUCAAAUGUAUGGUACAGUGUUUUUUCUGCAGCGUCAAGAGAGUUGAAAGUUCGCAUUAAGUUGGUUGCGUUCCAUUUUAUUCGUACGUCGGAACUGGGAGUGACGCUCGGCCACGGACAGUGUAGCAACGUAAAUAUUUAACGGUACGACGCGUACGACUGAUUUAACGUAACACAGACGUGACGGAAGUGAAAGUGUUUUUACUCGUGUAGCAGUCGUUUUACAGUCUCUACGCUGUUGGGGGUUUGUGAGAAAGCGGAGCGGGAAAUCCACUUACAGUUGAAACAUUGUUUGACUGGAUCGUACGUCAAACAAUGACAAAACACUAUGUGUCAUUGAAAUGCUUCACUGUAAAUGCUGAUAAAGCAAAGACAUAACACACAAACACAGCUUUUUUUCCCCCUUGCCGAGUGCUUUCAAUCUUCUCUUGAAUGUGUGAAAGGUCCACUGUAAAUAUGCUGAGUUUUAGAUAAUAACAGUAAUAAUGAUAAAUCAGGUGAGCUCUCCUUUAAAAACCCCUUUAAUUUAUUUAAGAAAAGUGUAAGUGGUGAUGUUUUAAGUGUAAAUGCUGUUUGAGUGGGAAUUUCUUUGCUGGAUUUACUUAAAUUUUAUUGGUAAAUGAACAAAAAGUGUCUUAAUUUAUAUUGUAACGUGGGUGGGUUUAUUGUUAGUGUUGUGACAGGGAUAAAAAAUGCUCUAAUGGUUGAUUGCUGUGCCUUUUUUUUCCUUUAACCAAAUAUAAAAAGGGUUAUUAAUAAUAAUAAUAAUAAUAAUAAGAGUGGCAUUUUUAAUGGACAGUAGCACGAUUGAUUGAUUCCCAGUAGGUUUUUGUUUUUAUUUUUCUAAUUUAUACCUGAAUUGUAUUUAUAAAUUAAGUUGUACACAGUCGAUGUAAAUAUUUCCUCUUAUCCCUGUCGAGCUGAUUCUUCCUUUUUUAUUAUGUCGUGUUUCUUAGGGCAGGCCCUCGUCAGUGUCCACUGCUGCUGCCUCCUGUCUUUAUGUUUAUGUCAUGUAGUUUUUUACGUCUCAUAAAUUUAUUAUUUUAUUUUAAAUCACUGCAUCUGCAAAAGACGCUAAAUCGAACAAAAAAACGGCUCCAGUUUGUCAUUGUUCCUUUGUUUUUUAUUCACAUUUUAGUCUCAUUUCUCAACCAAAGCACUACAUCAGUUUUUUGGGGGUUUUAAAAUUCAUCCUUCUUUAGUUUCUGUCGUUUCUGUCUUUGUGUAAACACCACUUUUUUUUUAUCAAAAAGAGGAAAACACUAACUGCUCUCCCUAACAACGUCGUCAUGGUGAUGAUAAUGACAGUUAUUUCUCUUUGUGAAUGUAGUUGCUGUGGACGUUGACGGUGACCACUGGCAGCAUUCUGCACUGGUUUCUUUUGUUUGUGUGUUUUUCAUUGUUCUGUUCAGUUGAGAGAGUUUUUAUUUUUGUGUACAUUGUUGUUGCUCUGGGGGAAAACGGGGACGAGGGUGAUCAAUAAAGAACGUAAAAUACAUCCACACAA
This is a messenger RNA of Solea solea (common sole), 6049 nucleotides long. It is a transcript of the gene lats1, whose product is annotated as large tumor suppressor kinase 1. Gene Ontology annotation, molecular function: protein serine/threonine kinase activity; ATP binding. The coding region runs from base 269 to 3562 and encodes 1097 amino acids. The record is from RefSeq and is a predicted model, not a curated record. NCBI's taxonomy places the organism in Eukaryota, Metazoa, Chordata, Actinopteri, Pleuronectiformes, Soleidae. Gene Ontology annotation, biological process: positive regulation of apoptotic process; regulation of organ growth; hippo signaling. The transcript is spliced from 8 exons.